Halichondria panicea is the source of this 1430-nucleotide messenger RNA. RefSeq names its product casein kinase II subunit alpha-like. Gene Ontology annotation, biological process: peptidyl-threonine phosphorylation; regulation of cell cycle; peptidyl-serine phosphorylation. The coding region runs from base 186 to 1307 and encodes 373 amino acids. Lineage: Eukaryota; Metazoa; Porifera; Demospongiae; Suberitida; Halichondriidae. The transcript has 10 exons. The record is from RefSeq and is a predicted model, not a curated record. Gene Ontology annotation, molecular function: protein serine/threonine kinase activity; ATP binding. Gene Ontology annotation, cellular component: protein kinase CK2 complex; cytosol; nucleus.
UCUAAUAAACAGUCGAGGUGUGUUGUGUCAGAUAGCUAUCUUAGGUUAGGUGUAUUGCACAGAGUUUCCUGGGAUCCUCCCUGGUAGUACAGCGCUGUGAGCAGCUUAAGAAAAGCCACAACAACCUACAGGCCGGGUUAAUUCUGGCCAGGAUCCUAAAAAAAGUUGUGGCGAGUAGUACUGGGAUGGCGGGCAGUGGUUCUACUGGGCCGUGGUCGAGGGUCUACGCUGACGUCAAUGCUCACAAGUCCAGAGAGUACUGGGACUACGAGUCACAUCCCAUUGAUUGGGGGAACCAGGACAACUACCAGAUUGUACAGAAGUUAGGACGUGGUAAAUACAGUGAGGUGUUUGAAGCCAUCAAUGUCGUCAAUAACACAAAAGUGGUCAUCAAGAUACUCAAGCCUGUCAAAAAGAAGAAGAUCAAACGUGAGAUAAAGAUCCUCGAUAAUCUUCGUGGGGGACCUAACAUUAUCACCCUCCUGGAUGUUGUCAAGGACCCAUGGUCCCGGACUCCUGCACUUAUCUUUGAGCACAUCGACAACACAGACUUUAAGACGCUGUACCAGAAACUAACAGACUACGACAUUCGCUACUACUUGUACGAGCUCCUGCGGGCAUUAGACUACUGCCACAGUAUGGGCGUCAUGCACAGAGACGUGAAGCCUCACAACGUCAUGAUCGACCAUCAGAACAGGAAGCUGCGACUUAUUGACUGGGGCCUUGCCGAGUUCUACCAUCCAGGACAAGAGUAUAAUGUCAGAGUAGCCUCUCGUUACUUCAAAGGCCCUGAGUUACUAGUAGACUAUCAGGAGUAUGACUACUCUCUGGACAUGUGGAGCUUUGGAUGUAUGCUUGCCAGCAUGAUAUUCAAGAAAGAGCCUUUCUUUCACGGCCAUGAUAACUAUGACCAGUUGGUGAGGAUCGCCAAGGUGUUAGGAACGGAGGAGUUGUACGACUAUAUCGACCGGUACAAGAUUGACCCAGAUCCUCGCUAUCAGGACACACUCAUGAGACAUUCUCGCAAACGUUGGGAGAAGUUUGUACACAGUGAGAACCAGCACCUAGUGAGUAGGGAGGCUCUGGACUUGUUGGACAAGCUGCUACGUUACGACCAUCGAGAGAGACUGUCAGCAAAGGAGGCCAUGGACCAUCCUUACUUCUAUCCUGUGCUAAAGGAGGCCACAGCCAAUGCUAGUGGAGUUGCCACGCCCCUUCCUGUGGGUGCAAGUGCCACUGCCCCCGUCCUCCCACCACCUGACGAGAAGCAAGAGACAACAGCUGCUCCCAACGGAGCCUCACAAUGAGAACAUUGCACUCUCCACAUUUGAUGUAUUUAUUAUCUCUAACUGUGAUUUUAGGUUGUGCAUUAUUUGUAUUAUUUUCUGUGAAUUGCACUACUACUGCUACAACAUGUAUUCUAAUUAUUA